This is a messenger RNA of Nezara viridula (southern green stink bug), 440 nucleotides long. The record is from the annotation of a GenBank genome assembly. Lineage: Eukaryota; Metazoa; Arthropoda; Insecta; Hemiptera; Pentatomidae.
CGACAGAAGAGAUAGUGCGUGCGGUGCGUCGUGGUGUAAAGGUGAGCGUGUAACUAACUAUGAAGUGGAGAGCAAGGCAAGACAUGGGAGGCCCGUCUACGACAGAAGAGAUAGUGCGUGCGGUGCGUCGUGGUGUAAAGAGAGCAAGGCAAGACAUAGGAGGCCAGUCUACGACAGAAGAGAUAGUGCGUGAGGUGCGUCGAGGUGUAAAGAGAGCAAGGCAAGACAUAGGAGGCCCGUCUACGACAGAAGAGAUAGUGCGUGAGGUGCGUCGAGGUGUAAAGUGCUCAAAGUGCCAGCUGAAGGAAGAAGUUAUAAACGAAAUACUUCUUUCAGAUUUUAAAUUGGGCAUAGCUAGUCGAGAAGGAGAUGCAGGAAACCAAGAAGUGGAUGUGGGACGUGCUGUGAAGGCAAGAAGUGGUGAGCAAGGCAAGACAUAG